UCACAAGGGAAUAAACCGUAAACAGCCAUAAUAAGACCACUGUCGCGUGUUUUCAGCGUCUAUGUGGGUACAAAUAUGAAGUGAAAUAAAAAACUUUCUGGGAUUUUUUUUUCAAUCGCUUGCAGGAGACGAGACGUCGUAUACGGGGUGUCCUCAUUAAACUAAAAAUAACGCCAUGAGGAGCGCACUAUGAGGUCAGUUUGCUGUGCCCCCCCUCACUGAAGCUGUCUCUGCGAACAGGUGGCUAUUUCGUAAGAAGGUAUAUCUGAGGCCUCAACAUGCCAGCCCCACCUCCUCCCCCUCCGCCUCCCCUGGCUCCCCCUCCUCCACCACCACCGCCCAGCGCUGCCCUGCCACAGUGUCCGUCAGAGCCUCCUAAGCUCCAGUCUGGUGGAGGAGGGGGUGGAAGGAAUGCCCUGUUGGCCGACAUCCAGAAGGGAGCCAGGCUCAGGAAAGUCACACAGGUCAAUGACCGUAGUGCCCCUGCCGUCGAUAAGCCCAAGGCGGCUAGCACUGGAGAUAUAGCCAGCAGUGUUGCUGCUUCUCAAGGUUCAUCAGGUGGAAUGGCACCCAUGGGACCCUCUUUGGGGGUGCUCUUUGCUGCAGGAUUCCCCACUCUCAGGCCUAUAGGACAAAGAGACAUAGCAGGCAAGAACCCAGUGUCGCGAUCGAGCUCAUCAGUCUCCAUGAAGCCUCUGUGGAACCCCCCCACACCAGCAGACACAAGCAGCGUCUCUGAGCUUCACAGGACGGCGGAGCUCCGAGGCUCCGUCCACCGUCUGCUCGCUCCUUCGUCCUCAGCUCCUCCCUCCCCCUCUCACAGCAGCAAGCACCCGCCUCCUUUCCCCAAUUCCUCUCCCCCUCCACCUCCACCUGCACCACCCUCUGCUCCUCCACCACCUCCCCCACCUCAAGCCAUCCAGGACAGACUGGCCAACAAGCCUCCGCCUCUCCCCUCCUGCCCUCCUCCCCCACCUCCAGCCCAAGUCACCAAGCCCACCUGGCUCCCCAUCCAGCACUCCCACCACGCCACCAUCUCCCAGCCCUCUACUCCUCCUCCUCCUCCUCCUCCUCCUCCUCCACCUUUCCAACCUCCUUCUGCUGUUCCAGGGGAUCGCUCCUCAGGUUGUUUCUACUCGCCGUCCCCCUCCUCAGUCCACUCUGAACCUUCUAGAUUCUCUAUCUUGCGGGACAGCCCACUGGGACCUCCUCCACCACCUCCUCCUCCUCUCCCAGCUUCUUUCACCCCCAGCUGCCCAUCCACCCUCCCCCCUCCAUUACCCAAGAUGGCUCCAGUGCCCUCCCCAGGCAUGCGCUCUCUGCCUCCCUCAUAUCCCUGCAACGCUCCCACCCGACGGCCACCUGCUGUGCCCAGGAGUGCAGGUGUGGGUCGGCUGGCCCCUCCUCCAGCUCCUCCGGCACGUUCUCCCAGCACCGAGCUGUCCAGCCGCAUUCCUCCCCCUCCACCACCACCUCCCCUGCCUCCAUCAAGUCUCAGAAAUGGACACCUGCACAGCCUCGAUGAUUUUGAAUCCAAGUUCCAGUUCCACCCUGUUGAAGACUUACCCCCUCCCGAUGAAUUCAAGCCUUUUCCUCGGAUCUACCCCAGCAAAGAAAACAGAGUGAACCCCAAAACACCUGGGUUAAGGACACACCUCAGAUGAGUCAAGGCUUCACCAUGUCCUUUACCCUUUCCCACACACACACAUACACAUAUCAGGAAGUUGCACACAAUCCUCCUUUUUUUUCUCAUGACAGCUCAUGACAAUAACACAACUGCCAUGGACUUAUUUGGAUGCAGGCUCUGUGUGUGUGUGUUUGUGUUUGUGUUUAGUGUAUUUGUGUGUAUGUGUGUGUGUUUGUAUGAGUGGCAAACAGGGUCCCGCCUUAUACUGACUAUGUGACCUCUGACCCUUUUCAGUGUGGAAUGUUUUGAAUGUGUGUGAGGAGGAGGGCUCUCCCUACUCAUGCUCGUACACACAUACCCUCCAUGGACAGCGUCUUCCAGUAGCUAUAUUUAACAUGAAUCAUAUCACAGUCUGUAAGCAUUUCAGUAUCUACAUACAAAAUAGUAUUUUGGUUUCAUCUCUGAGAAUUUUGUCACAAUCUGUCCCUUUAUGCAGUAGCACUUUUAGUGUCAAGUCUACAGUUAACCCAGACACAGGUCAACAAAGCUUUGUUAAAGACAGUCAUAUGCACACUGUGGUCCAGCAAUAACUACAUCUUGAGCACAUGCUCCAACAAUGUUCUCCCUAAACACCUACAAAAAUGUUAUAGCAAGACAAUCCUCUCAAGAUGUCAUGUUUUUUCCUUUUUUUUGGGAAUUCAAUGACCCACAGUAUAUUGCCUCUGUUAGCAGGAGACUAUGUUGUUUGGCUAAGGAAACCUCAUCUUAAACUCAAUGUGAAAAAAACUACCACUGCAGGAUAUGCUAAGCUUGGGGGUUCACAAAUCCUUGUACAUAUCGUCGUGCUCUUGUGUUUUUUAGUAAUUGUUUUUAUAAGUAACAAAUCUAUAAACAUGUAGAAGAACCAUUUUUACCAGUAUAGGAGUGCAUCUGUUUUAAGUUACACUGUUACUGUCUGUUAAUAAUAAUGAAUGAGGAAUACUGUUUACUUUCUCCCACUGUAUUAACUGACACUAACACCUGUGAAGACAGUGCCACCUGCUGGUUCAAUGUGUAAAGUAUUACAAGGUGUGACCACCAAAUAAACCACAGUAUUUUGUUUAAAAAGUUGACAGUCACUUUAUUGAUCACAUUAAGACUAAUAUUAAAACCGGCUUCUCAACAGAACACAGAAAUCAUUUGGUAAUUGCGUGUAGUAGAGUCUAGAUUUAAGACUUAUGUGUGCGCAAUAUCUUAAAACAGCCUCCAGCACAUAUAACAGGUAAAUUUCCCCUUUUUUUCUAUGUAUGGUAUAUCUUGCAGAACAAGUUUGUCAUUAUUAUACAAAUGUGAAUAUCUAAAAUGAAAGAAAGCCAGUUUUAAACUCCAUGUAAGGAUUGCUGUUGUUUCAUGUACAUUCGAGAAAUCAGAAUGAAGCUGCACUUAAUGUUGCAGGGCUCAACAAUAAAUCCAGUCAGCAUGGAUAUUGCAGCAUAUGCACGUGCAAUGCACCUGUCUCUCAGUUAUUUUGACUUGCCAAACAGGUGUCUCUAAUAACAACAAUUGCUGGAUUGCAUCAGGGUGUGCCAGUGCCACGGAGUGUUGUGUAUGCUGGUUUACUGAGAGCACUUGUCUCUGAUGCCAUAUAAAAAUACCCAUUUUACUGCUUAAAAGAAAAUGAAAAAUACCAACGUUCACAUUAUCUUAAACACACACCAUGUAGUCAAUAUGAUAAGGCAGUUUGGUUACACGUUCUGAACACUCACUGCAGACUACAGUUACCAUACAGGUAAACCAUACCAUACAGUACAAGUUAUGAUUUUCUUUUCAAAUGGACCUAUACAAUAGUGAUGUGUCGGUCGCGAACGACUCGUCUGUAUUAGCUGGUUCUUUUAAGUGAACAGUGUGAGCCAGCUCCCAUCUGAGGGCCAGCUUCCAUCUGAGAGCCAAUUUCGCACCCACUUUCUUCCCCACCCUGCAAAAAAGUAAAAAUGCACAAACAAUUGACAAAUUACACCUUUUAACAGAGCAGAAAUAUUUCAUUUUAGCCAUAUCAUACAAAUUUAAUUGAAAUUUACUGUAUGUGUCUGUAAUAAUGUGUAAUUAUAUAAAUACCAUACUGUUUCAUUA
Molecule: messenger RNA, 3736 nt
Organism: Micropterus dolomieu (smallmouth bass)
Lineage: Eukaryota; Metazoa; Chordata; Actinopteri; Centrarchiformes; Centrarchidae
Gene: wipf3
Product: WAS/WASL interacting protein family member 3
Exons: 8
Coding region: 279-1664 (461 amino acids)
Molecular function (GO): actin binding
Source: RefSeq, a predicted model, not a curated record